Messenger RNA from Penicillium angulare, 2106 nucleotides. Its product is annotated as PPN1 endopolyphosphatase family protein. NCBI's taxonomy places the organism in Eukaryota, Fungi, Ascomycota, Eurotiomycetes, Eurotiales, Aspergillaceae. Gene Ontology annotation, molecular function: hydrolase activity. Bases 1 to 2106 code for a protein of 701 amino acids. The transcript has 3 exons. The record is from RefSeq and is a predicted model, not a curated record.
AUGUUUUCCAUUCUGAUCACUUUCAUUCUGCUGGUAAACACCAGAGCACUCUCACUGCCCGGAGACCCAUACUACGUCGCUGCACCCGGGUUCCCAACCUCUGCCUUUGCGUACGCACCCUUACACCCAAUUGUCGAAUCCACUGACAAGAUUGAACUCUGUAGCUCGUACUACGACUCGCCAGCUCUACCAACCAAAGAGCCCCAACCUAUCAUCUAUGAUCCAGUUCUGAACUAUGCUUUCCCACUUGAACUGACAAACCCCAACGCUAUACCCGAGAACGCAGACGAGCCGAUCUUCCCCAUUGCACAUGGGGACAUAUCGCCGGUCGAUGCCAAUGAUUUUGUUGAAGUGAUAUCUACCUAUAUCUCCCGUAUCAUCAAACACCGUGGUUCUGAAAGUCAAUGUGACAAAUGCAAGAAGGCGCUUGUUGCAGCCAAACAGGCUGCCCUCUUUACUCCAACACUGGUUCCCGCUGCAAUGAUUAAAAUGUGCAAACUCUUCAGGUUUGCCUCCCACAGGAAAUGUGACGAACAGUAUGCUGCAAAUGCGUUCGGCGCAAUCUGGACCCAGGUUCUUGCCAACGCAGAUGUCGAAGGUCUCGAUGGCCAGUAUAUCUGCCAUUCUCUUCAGAAAGGUUUCUGUCCUCAGCCUAAUACUCUGCCACUGGAUGUUUCGGUCCUUUUCACCAAACCAAAGCCUGCAAAUGCUCAAGCUCCCAAGGCAAGUGGGGAACGGGUCAAGGUUCUUCACAUGUCGGAUCUUCAUCUGGAUGCGCGGUAUGGAGUUGGCUCUGAAGCGAAUUGCUCGUCGGGUCUAUGCUGUCGCAAGGAUAACCAUAAUGCGCUUUCAAAACAUAAUGUCUUCCUUCCUGCAUCGCCUUACGGACAUUUCAAGUGCGAUACUCCGUAUGACCUUGCUCUUGCUGCUUUACAGGCUGUGGAGCCAUUGACUGGUACUGGGAAGGGUUCCUGCGAUGAGCAGCUGGCAUGGACUUUGUAUACUGGAGACUUGCAGGCGCAUGAUCCCGAGAAACAGAUUUCGCAUGAGUAUCUCGAGUAUACUGAGACCAGUAUAUUUGAGAUGUUCAAGAAGUAUCUCACGGGACCUGUCUUCGUUACUCUUGGGAACCAUGACUCGGCUCCGUCCAAUAUCGAUUCGCCCCAUAGUCUUCAAGGACGGCUGGGUGAACAGUCAACUUGGAACUAUAAGCAUGUCGCUGGUCUAUGGCAGCACGAGUGUUGGAUCAGUGAACAAACUGCUGAAGAGGCUGGUAUACACUAUGGUGGCUAUUCUAUCAAAACACACUAUGGAUUGAGAAUCAUCUCGAUAAAUACUGAUUUCUGGUACCGAGCUAACAUCCUCAAUUUCAUCAACACCACCAACCCCGAUAACUCAGGCAUGUUAACCUGGAUGACAAACGAGCUCCAGAAAGCCGAAGACGCAGCUGAACGCGUCUGGAUAAUCGGCCACGUCCUCAGCGGCUGGGACGGCUACAACCCACUACCCAAUCCAACCAACUUCUUCUACCAAAUAAUAGACCGCUAUUCACCACAUGUUAUCGCCAAUACCUUCUGGGGCCAUAACCACGAAGACCAAUUUAUGAUCUACUACGCCAAUAAUGCAAGUGUCAAAUCUUCCGAAACGGCACUUGCGACUGGCUGGGUCAUGCCCAGCGUGACACCGUUGACGAAUCUGAACAGUGGCUUUCGAAUGUACGAGCUCGACACGGGCGACUUUAACGUUUACGAAGCAUAUACCUUUUUCAGUAAUGUUUCCGAGUAUUCGGCGCUGACUGAAACGGGGCCAACGUUUGAGUUUGAGUAUUCUACUCGUGAUACUUAUGGGCCAGCUGCGGGGUGGAACAAGCGAGCCCCGUUGAAUGCCACUUUCUGGCAUCGUGUUACUGAGGCUAUGGAGGAUGAUCUGGAUCUUGUUACUGUUCAGAAUGCUUUGCAAGGAAAAUUGAGUGUUAAGAGUCCUGUUUGUAAAACUUUUGCGUGUCAGAAAGCCAAGAUCUGUUAUAUGCGGAGUGGUAGUGCUGGGCUUGGAUACGAGUGUCCUCAAGGGUAUGGAUCCGUGCAGAGCCCUUUCAAGCCGGAAUAG